Mobula hypostoma (lesser devil ray) is the source of this 588-nucleotide messenger RNA. RefSeq names its product retinal degeneration 3, GUCY2D regulator (gene rd3). The transcript has 2 exons. NCBI's taxonomy places the organism in Eukaryota, Metazoa, Chordata, Chondrichthyes, Myliobatiformes, Myliobatidae. The record is from RefSeq and is a predicted model, not a curated record. Bases 1 to 588 code for a protein of 195 amino acids.
AUGUCAAUAUCUUCAUGGUUUAAAUGGAACGAGCCCUAUCACAGAUUCCCGCAGAGGAACCCUACAGAGAUGGUCAUGGAGACCCUCAUGAUGGAGCUUAGCUGGCAAAUAAAACAAGCUGAGAAGAUGCAAAGGGAGCGAGAGGAUGAGUAUAGAAGAAUAAAAACAGGUGUGGACUACAGUUGGCUGGUCAGCCAUCCUCAACACAGCUAUGAUUUGACUCCUGGGGAGAGACUAGAGUUUGAAGAAGCAUGUUCCAAAAUCCACCCUUCUUAUUGUGGACCAGUGGUACUUAGAUUUCGGCAAUUGAUUGAGAAUUAUGAACCAGAGGUGCAGGAGGUGGUGCAGUUAUUCCGAUUCGUUCUUCAGGAUGCCAUAGGGAGAAUGAAGGAAGAUCAAGAAACAAGGAACCUGACUAGGCAAUGGAGCAAGAAGCGGACAGUGAGCAUGAUGGCGUUUAAAUCUCGAGUAAGGAUCUAUCCCUUCAGCAGUAAUAUUAAGACAGUUUCAGAGGAUGUGGAGCAAAGCUUCAUAUCAGCCAGACGAGUGUGGAGCAUGCCAGAGUUCAAGACCAUUAAAGACUUCUAA